CCCGGCGGAGUUUGUUGGGGGAUCCUCGCGGGCUCGGCGCGUCUCUCCCCGCAGCGGGGGCAGCUCGGGCUCCGCGCGCAACUUUUUUGGCCGGGGGUAGGAAGGGAGAGGAGAGACCGCGAGUCUGACUGGCCGCUCGGGAUGCUUCGCCCGGUGCCUGAGGGUUAGCGCGGGGCGGUGGCGCAGGGCCGGCAGCCCCUCGGAGAGGCAGAGCAGCAGCCCUGGAGGAGCCCCCCAGAGGGAAGCAGCAGCACCAAGCCCGCGAGGACAGCACCAGCCCCGACUUUCCCACCCGCAGGCCAGGCGGGAGCAGCCGCGGCGCUGAGCCGCAUCCCGCAGGCGGGAGAGCAGCCGCGGAACCCCGCCAGCGCGUCCGGCCGCAGGGGCCCAGCGCUGGUCCCGCCUCCUCCGAGAGCAGCCCCCAGCCGGGCGGGCGGAGCGCCACGGCCAGCAGCUGGCCGUCGGUGCGGGCACAGCCCAUGAGGCACCGUCGCGGCUCGGCGGGGCUGUGAGCGCCCGGCGGCAGUUGCCUUAUGCGGGGUAGGGCGGGCGGGCAGUGAGGAGGCGGCGGAGGCCAGCCCGCUGCCCAGGCACCAUGCAGAAGAGCGUGCGCUACAACGAGGGGCACGCCCUGUACCUGGCCCUGCUGGCCCGCAAGGAGGGCACCAAGCGCGGCUACCUGAGCAAGAAGACGGCGGAGACCAGCCGCUGGCACGAGAAGUGGUUCGCGCUCUAUCAGAACGUGCUCUUCUACUUCGAGAGCGAGCAGAGCGCCCGGCCCGCCGGCAUGUACAUGCUGGAGGGCUGCAACUGCGAGCGGGCGCCAGCCCCCAAGGGCGCCUCCGCCGGCAGCGCCAAGGACACCGCGCUAGACAAGCAGUACUUCUUUACUGUUGUCUUUGGCCAUGAAGGGCAGAAGCCACUGGAGCUCCGUUGUGAGGAAGAAAGUGAUGGAGAUGAAUGGGUAGAAGCUAUCCACCAAGCUAGUUACUCAGACAUUCUGAUUGAGAGAGAGGUCUUAAUGCAGAAGUACAUUCAUCUAGUUCAAAUUGUAGAGACAGAAAAGAUUGCAGCCAAUCAGCUUCGACAUCAACUUGAAGAUCAAGAUACAGAAAUUGAAAGACUAAAAUCUGAGAUUGUAGCUCUCAAUAAAACUAAGGAACGAAUGCGACCUUAUCAAGGCAACCAGGAAGAUGAGGAUCCAGAUAUUAAAAAAAUUAAAAAGGUUCAGAGCUUUAUGCGAGGCUGGCUGUGCAGAAGAAAAUGGAAGACAAUUGUCCAAGAUUAUAUUUGUUCUCCACAUGCAGAAAGCAUGAGAAAGAGAAACCAGAUAGUUUUUAACAUGGUCGAGGCUGAAUCUGAAUAUGUGCACCAUCUUUACGUUCUUGUAAACUGUUUUCUCAGGCCCUUAAGAAUGGCUGCAAGUUCAAAGAAACCACCUAUUAGUCACGAUGAUGUUAGUAGCAUUUUCCUCAACAGUGAAACUAUAAUGUUUCUUCAUGAAAUAUUUCAUCAAGGAUUAAAAGCAAGAAUAGCUAAUUGGCCUACUUUAAUUUUAGCUGACUUAUUUGAUAUUUUGCUGCCCAUGCUGAACAUUUAUCAAGAAUUUGUUCGGAAUCACCAGUACAGUCUACAAGUACUGGCAAACUGUAAGCAAAACAGAGAUUUUGACAAACUCUUGAAGCAAUAUGAAGCCAACCCAGCAUGUGAGGGGCGAAUGCUGGAAACAUUCCUUACUUACCCUAUGUUUCAGAUUCCUAGAUAUAUUAUAACUCUUCAUGAACUUCUGGCUCACACACCCCAUGAACAUGUGGAAAGAAAGAGCCUUGAAUUUGCUAAAUCUAAACUAGAAGAACUUUCAAGGGUGAUGCAUGAUGAAGUGAGUGACACAGAAAAUAUCCGGAAAAAUUUAGCCAUAGAAAGAAUGAUAGUAGAAGGUUGUGAUAUAUUACUAGAUACCAGCCAAACUUUUAUACGUCAAGGUUCUCUUAUUCAAGUCCCUUCAGUUGAGAGGGGGAAACUUAGUAAAGUUCGCCUGGGAUCAUUGUCUUUGAAAAAAGAAGGAGAAAGACAAUGCUUCUUAUUUACAAAACACUUUUUAAUUUGUACAAGAAGUUCAGGAGGAAAACUGCAUCUGCUGAAGACAGGGGGUGUUCUCUCUUUAACAGAGUGCACGCUGAUUGAGGAGCCAGAUGUGAGUGAUGAUGAUACAAAAGGUUCUGGGCAAGUGUUUGGUCACCUUGAUUUCAAGAUUGUGGUUGAACCUACUGAUGCUCCUCCUUAUACUGUGGUACUGUUAGCUCCUUCACGACAGGAAAAGGCUGCGUGGACAAGUGAUAUAAGUCAGUGUGUUGACAAUAUAAGAUGCAAUGGUUUAAUGACCAUAGUGUUUGAAGAAAACUCUAAAGUCACUGUGCCACAUAUGAUCAAAUCUGAUGCUCGUCUUCAUAGAGAUGACACUGAUAUCUGCUUCAGCAAAACAUUAAAUUCCUGCAAAGUGCCCCAAAUUCGUUAUGCAAGUGUGGAACGCCUCUUGGAGAGAUUAACAGACUUGCGCUUUCUUAGUAUUGAUUUUCUUAAUACUUUCCUGCAUACUUACCGUAUAUUUACUACUGCAACCGUUGUACUGGAGAAACUCUCAGAUAUAUACAAAAGGCCUUUCACCUCCAUUCCAGUCAGGUCUUUGGAAUUGUUUUUUGCUACCAGUCAAAACAACAGAGGAGAACACCUGGCUGAUGGGAAGUCACCACAUCUUUGUCGCAAAUUCUCAUCUCCUCCUCCACUGUCACUCUCUAGAACUUCCUCACCUGUCAAAACCAGAAAACUCUCAUUGACUAAUUCACCACUGAACUCAAGAAUAGGGGCUUUAGAUCUCUCUACUUCCUCUGUUGCCAGCAGUCCUACCUCAAUUUACAGCCCAGCCACAUCCCCACCACCCACUGCUAGCAAAAUACCACUGGACCUCAGCAAGGGCCCCUCCUCCCCCGAGCAAAGUCCUGGAUCCAUAGAAGAGAAUUUAGAGAAUCCUCGCAUUGAUCUGUGUAACAAGCUAAGAAGAAGCAUUAGAAGAGCAGCAGUUCUAGAAUCUGUGUCAGUGGACAGGACAAUUCCUGAAAGCACCUCGACUGUCGAGACACCUGAUCUUUCCCCAUGUCGAUCCCCCUCAACUCCACGACAUCUCCGCUACCGUCAGCCAGGAGUACAGACUGCUGACAAUAGCCACUGUUCUGUUUCUCCUGCUUCUGCAUUUGCUAUUGCUACAGCUGCAGCAGGGCAUGGGAGUCCACCAGAAGGCAAUGUGGUUUGGAGGAAUGAGCACAUGGUUGGGAGUCAGAGGGUCCUAAAUUCUAGUCCUGGCUCUGCCACCAUGGGAUUUAACAACUCUGAACGAAUGUGUGACAAAGAGUUCAUAAUACGCAGAGCAGCCACUAAUCGUGUCCUGAAUGUCCUGCGUCACUGGGUCUCCAAACAUUCUCAGGAUUUUGAACUAAACAAUGAGAUGAAAAUGAAUGUUCUAAAUUUGCUGGAAGAAGUUUUGAGAGAUCCAGACCUUCUACCACAAGAAAGAAAAGCCACAGCAAACAUACUGAGGGCUCUUUCUCAGGAUGAUCAAGAUGAUACCCACUUAAAAAUAGAGGAUAUAAUUCAAAUGUCAGAAUGUCCAAAACCAGAGUGCUUUGAAACUUUGUCAGCCAUGGAGCUUGCAGAGCAAAUAACUCUCUUAGAUCACAUUGUGUUCAGAAGCAUACCCUAUGAAGAAUUUCUUGGGCAAGGCUGGAUGAAAUUGGAUAAAAAUGAAAGAACUCCGUACAUUAUGAAAACCAGCCAACAUUUUAAUGAUAUGAGUAACCUUGUUGCCUCGCAAAUUAUGAACUAUGCUGAUGUCGGUUCCCGUGCUAACUCAAUUGAGAAGUGGGUAGCAGUGGCGGACAUUUGUCGAUGUUUGCACAACUACAAUGGUGUGUUAGAAAUUACAUCAGCCUUCAACAGAAGUGCAAUCUACAGACUGAAGAAAACCUGGGCUAAAGUUUCUAAACAGACAAAAGCUCUCAUGGACAAACUUCAGAAGACUGUGUCAUCUGAGGGAAGAUUUAAAAACCUUAGAGAAACACUCAAAAAUUGUAAUCCCCCUGCAGUUCCCUAUCUUGGAAUGUACUUGACAGAUCUAGCAUUUAUUGAAGAAGGAACACCAAACUUCACUGAGGAAGGCCUUGUCAAUUUUUCCAAAAUGAGAAUGAUAUCUCAUAUUAUCAGGGAGAUACGCCAGUUCCAGCAGACCUCCUAUCGUAUAGAACAUCAACAAAAGGUUACUCAUUACUUACUCGACAAGACCCUCAUCAUAGAUGAGGAUACUCUGUAUGAGUUAUCCCUAAAGAUUGAACCCAGACUCCCUGCCUGAAGAAUGAGCUUCGUCCCAGAGUUGACAGAGUUUUAGUGUAAUGAACACAAUUAUGCAUGCCAUGCCCUACAGACCACAAGGGGACAGAUUGAGAAGAUUGCAAACUCUCUUUUCCAAUAAGGGAGACAGAGCCUCACAGAAAUUCCCUCUCAGACAAGGAAAAUCAGCUCCUGGAGGGGAAAGACAAAAUGCUUCAGACUUGAGAGUUAAAUGAUUGUUACUUUGCAAAGAUAAUGUUUUGCCAAAAGGACUACGCAUCUAAUAGAAAACAGAAGCCUUUCAUGAGAAUAGCUACUCAUUGCAGCCAUCCUAAUGGGGCAGACAAGGGGACAAAUUUAAAUGUAGGUACAGUAUUCUGUUAGAUUAGGAGAAAUGGACAAAUGCAGAUGGCAUUGAUCUGGCACAGGUUGCUUAUCAAAUGUGUAUCUAUUGAGGCAUUCAUCGGAUUAAUUCACUCUCAUUAUACUGUAUUCAUUGCAAACAAUAGGAGCUUAAGAGUCAUUUACUAACCUGCAGUGAUAGCAGGAUAAUAUCUAAGAACUUUAGCUACAGCAUAUGCUGUUCAAAGUAUUUGGUAUAAAUUAGAUGUUUUCAUUUAUAGAAUAUUAAGGUCUUAAAAUAUGUUAUCAGCCUUUUCUAAGGUGGGAGGUUUUACAUGCUACAAAUGAACUAACUUAACUUUGUAAAUAUUGUUUUCACCAAUACAUGAUGAGGAGUUUUACAAUGUGGAAAAUAAUGAACUGUGUUAAUAGUUGCAGGCCAUGGGAGCAUCAGCUGGAAUAUCUGAGUUUAGGAGCUAUAUUUGGAAUUGGUUGGCCCAGAUUCAUGAACAUAUCAUGAGUGAGAUACUUGGUCAUUUAGCACAUCGUCUCCUGAGAAAGGCACUCUGAUUGUCUGUACCUACAGCAUCCCUGACAGUUCAGUGACUAUAAAGCACCUGUUGCACACACUGGGGGAGGAAUGCUUGCCUGGUUUGGCAAUGGAUAAUGCUCAUCAAUGAAGAGAGCAGGAUUAACUAUUUUAUUUUACCUUAAAUGAAUUGUUUUAAAAGCAUUAUUUUUUUGCUCAGCUGAUCAAUUCUAAAAUCUUUUUUCUACAGUGAAGUUUGACUGUCAGGAAACAGGAAAUAUAAUUUUAUUUGGGGAAGUUAGCAUCUGCAUAUGAGUGUCUGCUAGAGAAAAUAUGCUAUUUGUAACUGUUUUUAAAACCCAUGCUACUGUGUGAUUCUGGGUAGAAUCCAUUUCUGCAAAUGUAUGGUUCUUCAUACAGUUUCCUGAUAGUGACCUAUUGUAGCUGCAUGGAAGAUGAGCUCAAAAUGCAUGCUAUACAGUAUAUCAUAAAACCAAAUGCAGGUAUUAGCACUGUUGAAUAACUAGUCCGGGGAAGUGUUCUUACUUUUCCAGUGAUUAUCAGCCAGUUGAAGAAAUAGGGCUAUAUCAUUUGUUUACCUCCCGUAAAUCUUCUCAGGGAGAUAGAUGUUUAAAAAAGAUUGUGACCUGAGCCUAUUUGAUCUGACAUUUCUUACCACACUUGUGAAGUUUCUGAAUGUUAACAAUGAAAAUGGAUCUGCCUGGCUUAUGGUUUUUGUCUUUAUUUGCACUUUAAUUACAUUAUUAGCCCAGCCAAGAGCUUCACAAUAAAUUCCAUUUGUUCUAAGUGUAAACACUAGGAUUUAUAAAUGUACCUUAGUAGGCCAUCUUUGUAAAUAACUGCAUGAGUAAAUAUCAAAGAAAUACUGGUAAAUUCCUCAUUAAAGAAAAGAAACAGGGAAACUUCCAGAAGUAUUUUUAAAUAGUUCUGAUUAAUGAAUGCUGUAAAAGUGAACAUGGAAAGUGUUAAUUAUAGGUGCUUUUUAUUUUUUCAAAAAGUUGCUUGUUCUUUUCAGUAGUGACUGAUAAGAAGCUGAUUGUAUCCUGACGCAUGAUAAAUAAGAAGCAUGGGUUAUUUGGACCAUAAAGCUAACUUACUAUGUGCUUUCUGUGUAUUCAUAAUACAAAAAGAAUUGCCAUAAGUCAAUUGCAUAAAACGCCUAAAGGUCACACAGUGGAAAAUAGAAGCAGUAAAACUAGUCUUAAAAGCAAGACCCUAGCUGACCUUUAUUUUAUCUCUGUUCACACAAAACAUGUAAACAACUGUAAGUGUCCUAACAGACCUUUGUGGCACAACCUGUUGGCCGCUACUUCAUCUUUCUGUAUACCAUUUUGCCAUAGCUGCUUUGUAGAUCUGGGGAUCUCUCAUCAGUCAUGCUCUUAAGGUGCAGGCAAGGGUUCUUCUAGGUGUCCACCUCAUUAUCCUAAUUUUAUCACUUUUUUUUACACACACUAUGUACAUCUAGACUAAGUUUGUUGCUAUGUUGCUACAAAUAUUGUCAUAAAUUAUAUACCACCAAUAUAUAGCACUUUACAGUUUCAAAAUUUUCAACAACUAAUUAAUCCUCACAAAACCAGUUGGAGGACAGGAGAUAAGUGGUUGUCUCCCCAUUUUACAGAUGGAGAAACUAAGAUACAGUGGUUAAGGAUGCUGAGCACCCACAACGUCUCUGGAAAUCAAUAGGUGGUGUGGUCGCUCAGCACCUCUGAAACGUCAGAUCCGAAGUGAUUUAUCCACAGUCAGUAGUAGAGCUGGGAUUAGACUCUCUGAAGUACUUGGAUCCUAGUCCUGUCUUCCCACACCAGAAAAUGAUGCCGACAUAUAUAAAGCACUGCAAUAACUUGCCUAGGGAGGUUGUGGAAUCUCCAUCAUUGGAGAUUUUUAAGACCAGGUUAGACAAACACCUGUCAGGGAUGGUCUAGAUCAGGGGUCUCAAACUCAAAUGACCACAAGGACCACAUGAGGACUAGUGCAUUGGCCUGAGGGCUGCAUCACUGACACCCCCCCUCGCUGCCCCCGGCCCCACCCCCACUCCACCCCUUCCCUGAGGCCCCGCCCCUGCCCCGUCUCUUCUCCACUUCCUCCCCUGAGCGCGCGGCUCCCUGCUCCUCCCCCCGCCCUCCUGGAAAGUGCUAAGCGCCACCAACAGUAAUGCACCUCACUCAAAGGACAAAACAUGCACUUAGUUAGAUUUACUUCUGUUAAAGCCCCCCCCACACACACUGCACUGGGCUGCACCACCACUCCACCUCUGAUCUGCAGGGGUGAGAGCUGUGGAUGAGGGGUUUGGGGCAUUGGAGAGGCUCAGGACUAGGGCGGAAGGGCAAUCUGCCCUGGCCAUAGUGGAGGGGGGCACUAGGACCCUGCUGCAGGCUCCGGGGCAGUGAAGGGGCAGCAAGUGAGCUCAGGGGGCACUCGGGGGAGACACGCAGGGGUUGCAGGUGGGGCCGGGGGAGCAACCCAGCCCCAAACAUUGGGGAGCAGCGAGCAGGGAGCUUAGCUGCCACAUAAAAUAACUUGGGAUGGGGGGUGCGGGGAACUUGGCGGGCCGCAGGGAAGAGCUCUGCAGGCCGCAUGUUUGAGACCCCUGGUCUAGAUAAUACUCAGUCCUGCCAUGAGUGCAGGGAAGUGGACUAGAUGACCUCUUGAGGUCCGUUUCAGUCCUACAAUUCUAUGAAAUCUAGAUGGAUUGCUAAUGGAAUAUAUUUCUUAAAAUACCAGGGAUGACUAAACAAAGAGGUGCCCGAGUACCUGGGUUUUAUGCAGCAGUCCUGCACGGGCUGUGGGAUGGUAUCCUUCCCAUAAGAUGAACCAAAUGCAUCUAGCAGCUGUGAGCCACUCUACUGUUGCUGCAGUCUCUGUAAUAUAGUGAUUGCCAGAAGCCUCCAAUGUGCUCCCUAAAUGGGGGUUUUGGCAAGUGCAUCUACAUAAUUUACCCAACUUUUCUGUGAAUCUUCCCACCUCAGUGUCCCACAGUGCACAAGCAAUGUGGAGUUCCCCUGUGUGGUUUCUCUGUGCCCUCACCCCACAUGCUGAAUGAAGUGGUGGUUCGUCUGCAGUUUUGGCCUUGCACCACAGAGGAGAAGUUGGGGACAUGCUUUGCUCCUGUAUGUAUUUGCAAGCCUCAUGGAUCAAUCCUGCUCACCUCAUUCACAUAUAGUCCUCCUGACUUCAGUGGUGCUACCUGUGCAGAGGACAGAUUUAGCCCCUCUUUUGCAACUAUGGAAAAUUUGCCCCCCAACCUCCCAUAGUUAUUUUGGUGAAUCAAACAUAAAAAUCGUACCCUGCUUCAACAUGAAAUGGACCAUGGACGUGUAACACAUUUCUUUGGGAACGGGGAUAUAAAUAGUAACUGUAAAAUACCAAAUAUUUGUUAUUGGUAUAUUAUAGAAUCUCCAAAUAGUGUAAAUACAUUCAUCUGGCACUAGGCCAGAGUAUGCCCACCUGUUCCAGGGGUACACAAGGGGGAGGAGAGAGUCCAAGAGCCUUCCCUCCUGCCCUGUACAAUAGUUGGAUACAAUCACAGCCCCUACACUCCUGCAGGUGCACGGACUGCUCCUUCCUAUCAUCCCCUGCAUACAAGAUACCCCAAAGGGGAUGGGCAGGAGGCAGAGCUGGCUGGAUACACAAGAAAUGGUAUAAUUCACCCUCUGAAGGGGCACACUCCCCAGUAAGGUCUGGGGGAGUUCUACCUCAACGCUCCCUGGCCUGGUGCUCUCUAUGCGGGCCAGUGCCUGUAAGUGUGACUGAGCCCAUGAUUGAGCACAAAGGAGAAGUAAAUAGACCUGUUUCAUUUGCAGUCAAAUUGCAUAUUAAUUAUAUCAUUUUUCUUCAGCAAUUCCAAUAACACAUUAAGUGUGUAAGCUUGUAAUGACUGAUAUUCCUGGGACUGAUGAAAAUGUUACCAUUAUUGAAAAACAAAACAACCCCCUAUCCUCUACUUUUUAUUUCUAUAGUCCUUAAAAUCUAUAGUUAUUUUAUAGGUUAAAAUGAAACUCCUGAAUUGUUUAUUUAAAGUAUUUAUUAACUUUUAUUGUGUCAGUUUUGAUUUCAGUAGAUAUUCAUGAUCUCGGAUUUUCCUAAAUAAUCAUAUUUAUUUGAAUUUUUUUUUUAAAUUUUUUAUUUGAAUGAAGCUUUAAUGUUUCCACUUUUUAUCCUCCUCAGUUACAUGAUAAGUAAAUACAUGGUUUAAAAUUGAUUAAAGACAUUUGUUACUAUUCAUCAUUUCUAUUAAUUAAGGCCCAAAGCCUGCAGUCCUUAUUCAGUCAAAAAUCUCAUGGACUUCAAUAGGAGUUUUUCUUAAGUAAGAACUUCAGGAUUUAGCCCUUACUGCCUAUCAGCCACUUGCCACUUUCAGUUUUUUGGCUCCAAAAGGUCACAUGUCCCGAUGUAUUACAGUUUUCAUGCUCACUUUUGGUUGUUUCAUUGGACCUUUCCUUCUGCAAUAGUCUGAAGUUUUGUUCUUUAGGUGAAAGAUACGUGUAUUUAUUUGACAGAUGUAUUAAUAUCUAUCUCAUCAUGUUAAUGCACACCCAGCUGUUUUUGCAUGUACUGUAACUGCUCUUUUGACACCCAGUUAUUGCUUUGAAUUGUUAGUAAGGCAUAUCAGGCAGGGCAUUGUGCACAUAUGCAAAUUAAAGAUUUUCUUUUUCUGAAUUCCAAA
Malaclemys terrapin pileata is the source of this 9932-nucleotide messenger RNA. RefSeq names its product Ras protein specific guanine nucleotide releasing factor 2 (gene RASGRF2). The coding region runs from base 596 to 4399 and encodes 1267 amino acids. Gene Ontology annotation, molecular function: guanyl-nucleotide exchange factor activity; protein binding. Gene Ontology annotation, cellular component: plasma membrane. Lineage: Eukaryota; Metazoa; Chordata; Testudines; Emydidae. The transcript has 28 exons. The record is from RefSeq and is a predicted model, not a curated record. Gene Ontology annotation, biological process: Ras protein signal transduction; positive regulation of GTPase activity.